Fraxinus pennsylvanica is the source of this 1824-nucleotide messenger RNA. NCBI's taxonomy places the organism in Eukaryota, Viridiplantae, Streptophyta, Magnoliopsida, Lamiales, Oleaceae. The record is from the annotation of a GenBank genome assembly.
AUGGUAUCUUGGAAGGAUAUAACAAGAGUGGUGAACGGGUUGUCUCUGGUGUCCCAGGAGGCCGUCCGCGGCUCUGAAAGCGGGGAAUUGAAGUCCCUAAUCAAGGCCGGAGUCCUCUCCGCCACCGACCUUGCGGGACUCACGAAGGGCAAGCUCCGCGGCUUCGAUACAUCCAAUGCAACCGCCACCAAUUCCGAUGCCCUCAAUAGAAAUAAUAAAGCUAGCGUUGUUCACUUCAGGGUUGAGUCACUUCCAUCUCAGCCAUCUUCAGAUUCAAAUGCUAUUACUGCUGCCACUGCUCAACCCGUUGGUGCUCAGAAUGCCUCAAAGGCAGAUGCAGAGGCGGAUUUGGACGCUGCUAACGACAAUGCUCAAAGCGCUUCCCAAUCAAAUUCGAGCGACGUUAUUGUCAGUGGGAACAUCACUCCCCAACCGUCUCCAAAGAAGCUAAGGAAGCCCAGGGAGAGGAAAGUUCCCUCCACCCCUUUCUCCAGAGCGCUUGGGUUUGCUGGUCUUGGAGCUGGUCUAGCAUGGGGCACACUUCAGGAAUCUGCCAAGAGGAUUGCCUUUGGUACACCUGUCUCGCUAAACAACCAACAUGCCGUUUCCCCAUUCUUAUCUGAGAAAAAUGCAGAACGUUUAGCUCUUGCAUUGUGCAGAAUGCGUGGAGCAGCACUAAAAUUGGGGCAGAUGUUGAGUAUCCAAGAUGAAUCUCUUGUACCGGCUCCGAUCUUGGCUGCUUUGGACAUUGUCCGUCAGGGUGCAGACGUGAUGCCGAAAAAUCAGCUCAAUCAAGUUUUGGAUACUGAAUUGGGCCCCAACUGGUCAUCUAAGUUGAUGAGCUUUGACUAUGAACCAAUGGCCGCAGCAAGUAUAGGACAGGUACACGGUGCUGUUACAAAGGAUGGUUUGGAGGUCGCAAUGAAAAUCCAGUAUCCUGGAGUUGCUGAUAGUAUUGAGAGUGACAUUGAGAAUGUGAAAUUGCUGCUUACCUAUACAAAUUUGAUACCAGAAAAACUAUAUAUUGACAAUGCAAUGAAGGUUGCAAAAGAAGAACUUUCUCGCGAAUGUGAUUAUGAAUUGGAGGCCAAAAAUCAGAAAAGAUUUCGCAGUCUGUUGGCCAACAUGAAAGGAUUUUACGUUCCCAUAGUGGUGGAUAAUUUAUCAAGCAGAAGAGUGUUAACCACAGAACUAGUUCCUGGUAUUCCAAUUGAUAAGGUGGCAUUGCUAGACCAAGCAACUCGCAACUAUGUCGGAGCAAAGUUGCUUGAGCUUACUUUGAGGGAAUUAUUCAUCUUUCGUUUCAUGCAGACUGAUCCUAACUGGAGCAACUUCUUAUAUGAUCAUGCGGAAAAGUCGAUCAAUCUCAUAGACUUCGGCGCAGCAAGGGACUUCCCAAAGCUUUUCGUGGAUGAUUAUUUAAGAAUGGUUGUUGCUUGUGCAAAUGGUGACAGAGAAGCAGUAAUUGAGAUGUCAAGAAGACUUGGUUUUCUUACAGGGAUGGAAUCUGAAGUUAUGUUAGAGGCUCAUGUUCAGGCUGGUUUUGUUGUGGGUUUACCAUUUGCAAAGCAUGGAGGGUAUGAUUUCCGGUCAACCAAUAUUACUCAAAGCCUUUCAAACCUCGGGGCAACAAUGUUGAGACACAGACUGACGCCUCCUCCAGAGGAGGCAUACAGUCUUCACAGGAAGCUUUCUGGUGCUUUCCUUGCUUGCAUCAAGCUUGGGGCUAUUGUACCAUGUAGGGAACUUCUGCUUCAAGUUUAUGAGAACUAUCACUUUGGUGAAGACGGUGAUGAAAUCUUGUCAAGAAGUUCAUUUUCAUGA